This is a messenger RNA of Suncus etruscus (white-toothed pygmy shrew), 771 nucleotides long. RefSeq names its product mitochondrial ribosomal protein L42 (gene MRPL42). The record is from RefSeq and is a predicted model, not a curated record. NCBI's taxonomy places the organism in Eukaryota, Metazoa, Chordata, Mammalia, Eulipotyphla, Soricidae. Gene Ontology annotation, cellular component: mitochondrial large ribosomal subunit. The coding region runs from base 161 to 649 and encodes 162 amino acids. The transcript has 6 exons.
GGCUGCCUGAGAUGGAAUCCGGGUUGGCCCUGUGCAAGGCAAGCUCCCUCUGCCACACCCUGUCUAUUCUGGACCCAGAAAUUUAAUUUUAAAUUGCGUACUUUAGUCUCAUGAAUCAAACUAAAAAUGCCUCACAAAAUCGUUCUCAGAAUAAAAUGAAAUGGUAGUGAAAGUACGUUGGAAAAUAAAAGGGAUAAAAGUUGUUUCUGGAUUCACCAUGGCUCUAGCAGCAGUAAAAUGGGCAACAUCAGGCAGAACUGUCUUGAGACAUUUACUUCCAAUUCAAACUGGAGCUUUGUAUUGUGUUUGUCUUCGCAAAUCUACGUUUUCUUCUCUUCCAGAUGACUAUAAUUGCAAAGUUGAGCUUGCUUUAACGUCUGAUGGAAGGACAAUCGUUUGCUACCACCCUUCUGUGGACAUUCCGUAUGAGCACACAAAACCUAUUCCUCGACCAGAUCCUGUGCAGAAUAAUGAAGAAACAUAUGAUCAAGUGCUAAAGACCAGAUUACAAGAGAAAAAUGUAUGUUCUGAGCAAGGACCCAUGAUAGAACAGCUGAGCAAAAUGUUCUUUACUACCAAGCACCGUUGGUACCCUCGUGGACAGUAUCAUAGACGUCGCAGGAAGCUGGAUCCUCCAAAGGACAGAUGAGAUUGAGUUUCUUGGGAAUCAGGGAAAUGUUACUGUUUAAUUGGCCAUUUGAGAAAACACAAUCUGAUAUAUCACUUCUAUGUUAUACAUUAAAAAUAUAAUAAAGUGUUUUCAUAUAAGAA